Penicillium malachiteum is the source of this 1809-nucleotide messenger RNA. RefSeq names its product Clr5 domain-containing protein. The record is from RefSeq and is a predicted model, not a curated record. The coding region runs from base 1 to 1809 and encodes 602 amino acids. Lineage: Eukaryota; Fungi; Ascomycota; Eurotiomycetes; Eurotiales; Aspergillaceae. The transcript has 2 exons.
AUGGUGUACGAUUGGGCAGGGAAGCGGGACAUCUGCUUCCAGAUGUACAUCCAAGAGAAGAAGGCACUGGAGGAGAUCAUGGAAUACAUGAGGAACUACUAUCAGUUUUCCCCAAGUAAGCGCGCCUUUCAGACUCAAUUCAAACGAUGGGGAUUCCCUUCGAAGCAAAACCCCGCUCAUAAGAAUGUUGAGCUUGUCGCCCGAGUGAAGCAACUAUGGGAACACAACACGAAUCAACGCGAUAUGCUUCGCAUCCUGAACGACGAGGGCUUCGAGAUUAAAGAACGAGAACUAAUGCGCGUGCGCGCGAAAAACCGAUGGUUACUUCGGGUCCCCAAUGGGAUGAAGUCCCAGCCGAGUCCGGUUUCACAAGAGACGCGGGCCGAGGACGAAGGGUUAUUGGCUCUUCAACAAGAGGUCUACAAGCAAGACGUGAUAUUCGAUCCCACAGAGCCCAUGCCUACCGAAUUGCCUGUAGACCCUGCAGAGGGUGAUCCCUCUGAACCGGGUUUAUCACCAGAGGUCAUAGCGAAGCGCAAGGAAAGGCUGGAUCGUCUCAAGUCGGAGAGUGAAGAGCGAUGGGCAUCCAGGAAACGUCGACGUCGUACACGUGGCUGGGCUGGACUUCCAGCAGACCCUCCAGGACCACCCCGGUUCCCGUCAGAGACUACGAUCGAUGAGAGUAAGCAAUAUCUCAAUCUGGACAACACGAUGUAUCGUCAACUACGCGAACGCUUUCAGCAGAUAUGCGAAGAAGCUGGAUUUAUCAAGAAAACAAUUGCAGGCCCGGAAAAAUGGCAAGCGGCAAAGGACAAAUUGAUUCAAGAAUCUACACAUCUUCAACAGGUCUUUAAUGCUGAACCUAACGAGCGCGAUGCGAAAGUCCUCGCUUUAGAUGUUGUCUGCACAGAUGUCACGAAACGAAUGAGAACGCUGGAGAAAAGAAUGACCAUCGCCGAGGCUAAGAAUGCUUUAGGAAUCAAUCCAGAGGAAAGUCGACUGAUUCGCAAUGCUUUCUAUGAUACUCUCAAACUCGAUCAUUUCACAAGUAAACUGGAAGCAGGCGAUGAACACUGGCAGGAGUUGAAGGAGAAUUGGAUUCGAGGAAAUCCACUGCUACAGCAAAUACUUGAGCCAGGACAAGCCGACCCGCAUCAUUCGGAUAAGCUGAAAGCCCUGGAGGUUCUCUGCCGCGAUGUGAUGAAACGACUACGCGACGACCAAACAAAACGGGACCCUGCUCGCAAGCGAUCUUCCACACGUACUGGCCCGUCUCAGUCCGAGCCGGGUGCUCCAGCUCCUAAUAUCCUGGGUAAUGAGAUUAGCAACGGAAUAAGCACCCUUGCAUCCCAGGCUCUCGCAAGUGCGCCAAUCAGCGCUAGCGAAAUCGGUGAUAUGCAAAUCGAUCCUUCGCUACUUCAAGCAGCCAAUGAACCACCUCCACAAUUCACAGGCAACCCUCAACACGAAGCAGCCAGUGCAUUUGAAUACAUGGAUCCGAUGAUUCACUCCGCAUUACUCAACACUUAUGUGAAUUUCGAGAUUCGGGCUCAGGGUGUUUUACCCGGUGGAUCUGCGAAAAGCUGGAGUGAUAAAUUAACGACACGAACCAUCGAGGAAAUCCGUCAACUGACUGCUGGUCGGUAUCCGUACUCAGUUAUCAGUAAGAUUGAGGGUGUGGAUAAGGAUGAUCAUGGUAAUGAGGCCUCCUUCAAGUUUACCAUUCAGGAGGAUCAUGAAUUGGAUGCCUAUUUGACGCAUCUACAUGAACGGAAACCUUUGCUUGUGCUGACAUUAGGUCAGAUUUAG